GGACCCGCCUGCCAGGGUGGCCUCGGCCCAGCCGGGAAGAGGCUGGGGAGGAAAGGGCAGGUCUCCCCGGCCUUCAGGUGCUACCCGCGUGAGUGGGCGGAGGGCCCUGAACGCCUCAACCCCCCGCUCGGGAGGUGCGUCCGGGAAUCACCCUGGGUCCCGCUCCGCCCCGCCGCCGGGGGAGGGGGAGCAGGCGGCCGUUCUCUCCGGCUAUAAAGGGCCCUGGGCCGCAGAAGCUCGCCCCAGCGUCCUCCGGCUCCGCCUUCACCGUCUUCCUCCCAGCUAGCGCUCCAGUUCCCGCUCAGCUUCCAAUCGACCCUCUCGGGCUCGGCUACUCGGGCUGCAGCAGAAGAUGGCGGCUUCCGAGGCUCGGGCCGACUGCUCCGAGGCGGCGCUGGCUGAAGCCCUGGCGGACGUGCCGGAACUAGCUCGGCUUCUGGAGAUCGACCCGUACCUGAAGCCCUUCGCCCAGGACUUCCAGCGCAGGUAUAAGCGGUUUAACGAGACUUUGAACAACAUCGGAGAGAACGAAGGUGGUAUUGAUAAGUUUUCCAGAGGUUAUGAAUCAUUUGGUGUCCACAGAUGUGCCGAUGGUGGUUUGUACUGCAAAGAAUGGGCCCCAGGAGCAGAAGGAGUUUUUCUUACUGGAGACUUCAAUGAUUGGAAUCCAUUUUCGUACCCAUAUAAAAAACUGGAUUAUGGAAAGUGGGAGCUUUAUAUCCCACCAAAGAGGAAUAAAUCUCUACUUGUACCUCAUGGAUCCAAAUUGAAGGUGGUUAUUAGAAGUAAAAGUGGAGAGAUCUUGUAUCGUAUUUCACCAUGGGCGAAGUAUGUGACUCGUGAAGGUGAUAAUGUGAAUUAUGAUUGGAUACACUGGGAUCCAGAACACCCAUAUAAAUUUAAGCAUUCCAAACCAAAGAAGCCAAGAGGUCUAAGAAUUUAUGAAUCUCACGUGGGAAUUUCUUCCUAUGAAGGAAAAAUAGCUUCUUAUAAACAUUUUACAUGCAAUGUACUACCAAGAAUCAAAGACCUUGGAUACAACUGCAUUCAGAUGAUGGCAAUUAUGGAACAUGCUUACUAUGCCAGUUUUGGUUACCAGAUCACAAGCUUCUUUGCAGCUUCAAGCCGUUAUGGCACACCUGAAGAGCUAAAAGAACUAGUUGACACAGCUCACUCAAUGGGUAUUACAGUCCUCUUAGAUGUGGUGCACAGCCAUGCUUCAAAAAAUUCAGAAGAUGGAUUGAAUAUGUUUGAUGGGACAGAUUCCUGUUAUUUUCAUUCUGGACCUAGAGGGAAUCAUGAUCUUUGGGAUAGUCGAUUGUUUGCCUACUCCAGCUGGGAAGUUUUAAGAUUCCUCCUGUCAAACAUAAGAUGGUGGGUAGAAGAAUACGGCUUUGAUGGAUUUCGUUUUGAUGGUGUUACAUCCAUGCUCUAUCAUCACCAUGGAAUGGGUCAAGGUUUUUCAGGUGAUUACCAUGAAUAUUUUGGACUUCAGGUAGAUGAAGAUGCCUUGAUUUAUCUCAUGUUGGCAAAUCAUUUGAUUCACACGUUGUAUCCAGAUUCCAUAACAGUAGCUGAGGAUGUAUCAGGAAUGCCAGCUCUCUGUUCUCCGAUUUCCCAGGGAGGGGUUGGCUUUGACUACCGAUUGGCCAUGGCAAUUCCAGAUAAAUGGAUCCAGGUAAGAUUUCAUGUAAUCUUUUUUUUCCCUGUAAAUACCAUGUAUUAUGUUGGUUUAUUUAUUAUUUCUUUGAUUCGUUUCUUAAUUUGUGGAUAUGACCAUCAUGUCUUCUUAGAUCAUGAAUUCUCUGAAGGUACAUGUGAUCUUCUGCUUUAUGCACUCGUUGGGGAUAAGACACUGGCAUUUUGGUUGAUGGAUGCUGAAAUGUAUACCAACAUGAGUGUUCUGACCCCAUUUACUCCAGUUAUUGAUCGUGGAAUACAGCUUCAUAAAAUGAUUCGACUCAUUACUCAUGCUCUUGGCGGAGAAGGCUAUCUCAAUUUUAUGGGUAAUGAAUUUGGGCAUCCUGAAUGGUUAGACUUCCCAAGAAAAGGAAAUAAUGAGAGUUAUCAUUAUGCCAGAAGGCAGUUUCAUUUAACUGACGAUGACCUCCUUCGCUAUAAGUUCCUAAAUAACUUUGACAGGGAUAUGAAUAAAUUGGAAGAAAGAUGUGGUUGGCUUUCAGCUCCACAGGCCCAUGUGAGUGAAAAGCAUGAAGCCAAUAAGAUCAUCGCUUUUGAGAGAGCAGGUCUUCUUUUUAUUUUCAACUUUCAUCCAAGUAAGAGCUACACUGAUUACCGAGUUGGAACGACGCUCCUGGGAAAAUUCAAAAUUGUGCUAGAUACAGAUGCAGCAGAAUAUGGAGGACAUCAGAGAUUGGACCACAACACCGAUUUUUUUUCUGAAGAUUUUAAACAUAAUGAGCGUCCCUAUUCUCUUUUGGUGUACAUUCCAAGCCGAGUGGGCCUCAUCCUUCAGAAUGUGGAUAUGCCCAACUGAAGAGAUGGAGUUUCAGCUUCACCGGAGGACGUGUGCUUUGUUUUCCUGUUCUCGUUGCCACAGAGCUUGUAAUGUGUGAGCUUGCAAAACACAGUUGUCUAGACGAAACAUCAGACGUCUGAAAUUUAGUAUUGGCUUAUGCAAAUGAAUGUCAGACUUUAAGUAGGGGGGGUAUAUUUUUGAAAUUUUGAGGAUCCUGUACUCUAUUUUCCAGGCGUCUGAGCAGCUAGGAUUCUCAAAUGAAGCAUUCUAUGUAAUGCCUUUAAACACCUUUACUUUCUAGGCCAAUAUUUGAUCCUUAAAGUUCACAUUUGAAUUGUGUGUCAUGUAUGAUGAUUUCUGUUGAAUGUAUACAGUAUUUUUUUAAGAUGAAUAUUUGGUGACUUUAUUUGUUCUAAGUUGGUUUCAAAUACAAUGUAAUAUCUUGGUUUCAAAUACACAGCACCAAGGUUGUUACUAUGGUUUUUUUUUUCAAAUUGUGUUUAGAAAUACUGUAAUAACUAUGUAGUAAUAAUAUAAAAUUAAGAAUUGGAUCAAAGAUAAUAUAAAGCCGUUAUCUGUAACCUUGUCCAUGCUUCAUUUUGCCUAAGUUUUAUCUUGUAAUCUCUGCUUCACUUAGUAUCUUGGUGGAUGCUGAUAUUUCCAUCUUUCUGAAGACCUGAAUUGGUAAUUGUAACAUUUCAGAAAACGUCUUUUACUUUCAGUCAAUAAAAAAAAAUGCAGAUUUGCCUUUG
Ailuropoda melanoleuca (giant panda) is the source of this 3231-nucleotide messenger RNA. RefSeq names its product 1,4-alpha-glucan branching enzyme 1 (gene GBE1). Gene Ontology annotation, biological process: glycogen biosynthetic process. The record is from RefSeq and is a predicted model, not a curated record. Gene Ontology annotation, cellular component: cytoplasm. Gene Ontology annotation, molecular function: cation binding; hydrolase activity, hydrolyzing O-glycosyl compounds; 1,4-alpha-glucan branching enzyme activity. The coding region runs from base 353 to 2497 and encodes 714 amino acids. The transcript is spliced from 16 exons. Lineage: Eukaryota; Metazoa; Chordata; Mammalia; Carnivora; Ursidae.